AUAUCAUGAUCGACAACGGUAGCGUACGGUACGAUGGAAUGAGAAGAAGCUGCUGUGCGCCAAAUUACUGUAUUAAUCAUGCUUUCGAUCAAAAGUGUAUUCAAGCCAAAUUUAUUUGCAAACAAUGUUGCAAUCGUUACUGGUGGUGCCACAGGCAUUGGAGCGGCAAUUGCCCAUGAACUCUCAUUUUUGGGGUGCAAUGUUAUGAUUGCAUCGAGAAAUGCCGAACGAUUAAAAACUGCUGAACAAGAGAUGCAGAAAAAUGAUAAACUGAUUGGCAAAGUGAUAUCUACUCAAUGCAAUAUUAGAAAAGAAAACGAAGUUGAAAAUUUGAUGAAAAAGACCAUGAAAAUAUUUGGUAAAAUUGAUUUUCUAGUUAACAAUGGUGGUGGUCAAUUUGUAAGCAAAGCAGAAAAGCUGACAGAAAAGGGCUGGCAUGCUGUUAUUGAAACAAAUUUGACUGGGACAUUUUACUGUUGCAAACAUGCAUAUAUGACUACAAUGAAAGACCAUGGGGGUGCUAUUGUUAACAUUACUGCAGAUAUGUGGAAGGGUAUGCCUUAUAUGGCUCAUACAUCAGCUGCAAGAGCCGGAGUUGUUAAUUUAACAAAAACUUUAUCCUUGGAAUGGGCCAGUCAUGGAGUAAGGAUAAACUCUGUAGCCCCGGGCAUAAUCUAUUCGCCGACUGCUCGUGCAAAUUACAAAGACCCAACUAUGUUUGAUAAAGCAAUUGAUAAUCAACCAUCCGCGAGGUCCGGCACACCUGAAGAAAUUUCCGCUGCUGUCUGUUUUUUACUGUCUCCCGCGGCAGCAUAUAUUUCUGGCGAGACCCUAAAAGUUGAUGCUGCUGGAAGUCUUUAUAAAAACUUUAUAGAAAUUCCAAAGCAUGACAAACUACCUGCUUGGUCAUGGGAUGUCGAUCCUAAGUCCUGAUACCUUUUAUAGCUAAGUCU
This is a messenger RNA of Styela clava, 953 nucleotides long. The record is from RefSeq and is a predicted model, not a curated record. NCBI's taxonomy places the organism in Eukaryota, Metazoa, Chordata, Ascidiacea, Stolidobranchia, Styelidae.